AACCCCACCUUCAUACCCGGACUCUCCCUCCCCCCAUGAAGAUCUGCCAUCCAAGUCCCAACUGGAUUUUGCACGCCUUGGGUUCUUGGUCCAGCCACAGGUCAAAGGUAGGCUACCCUGGAAUUGGUAAACUUCUUAGCAACAAACCUUUUCCUAUUAUCACUGUACCUUUGAGGCCACUUCCUGUAAGCAGUCUAGAGCCUUGUCUGGAAUCAUGCCUCUGUCAGGAACACCAGCACCACCCAACAAGAGGAAAAAGCCCUCCAAGAUCAUCACUGACCUGUCACACAUAACCCAAGAUGAGUAUGAAUCAGAGCCUGAGGCCUCAGAGUUUGACCUGGGGAAAAAGAUCAGGACACCCAAGGAUAUCAUGCUGGAGGAACUAUCCCUUCAGAAGAACAAAGGCUCCAAGAUGUUCAAGAUGAGGCAGAUUCGUGUGGAGAAGUUCAUCUAUGAGAACAAUCCUGACCUCUUCAGUAGUGAGUCCAUGGAUAACCUCCAGAAGUUCGUGCCCAGCCUGGGGGGCCAGAUGAUGGAUGUUGGUGGCCGCCUGAUUGGUGGACAUAUGACUGGCCAGGCUGGUGGGGGCGGUCAAGCACCAGUGCCUCCUCCUAAACCCGGAAGCUAUGGAAAGGGAUUAGAGGGUGGGCUACAAGCAGGUGGGCUCGCUGGAGUGGCAGGAGGAGCAGGGGGAAAGGAUGGUGUGUCAGGAGAUGCCUCACAGAGUGAGGAAAGUUCUAAGGCUGCUUUGGAAAAGGCAAAAAAGAGGGCCGCAUGUGUGAAGACAUACGUUUCCCCUUGGGAACGGGCUAUGAAGGGCAAUGAAGAACUUCUAGCAACAAUGAAGACUCAAAUGCCUGGACCCUGCUCUCAAAAGGAGCUGUGCAAUUAUAAGUGCUUCAACAGGAGCGCUAUGCCUUUUGGAGGUUUUGAGAAGGCCUCUCAGCUGAUGACCUUCCAGCUGCCAGACAUCGAGGUGGCCACUGAGGAGCCUGAACCUGCAGUGGUGUACCAACAUGAUAUCGGCUCACGGCCCUCCUUUAACCGCACACCCAUCGGCUGGGGGGGUAGCGCUGAACCAGGCAGCAUUCACAUGGAGUUGGAUACUAUACCAUUUGAUGGGGAGACUGAUGACCUGUGAAUCUACAACUCUAAAAAAAUAA
Sinocyclocheilus rhinocerous is the source of this 1163-nucleotide messenger RNA. RefSeq names its product myozenin-1-like. Lineage: Eukaryota; Metazoa; Chordata; Actinopteri; Cypriniformes; Cyprinidae. Bases 215 to 1141 code for a protein of 308 amino acids. Gene Ontology annotation, molecular function: actin binding; telethonin binding; FATZ binding. Gene Ontology annotation, cellular component: actin cytoskeleton; Z disc. The transcript is spliced from 6 exons. The record is from RefSeq and is a predicted model, not a curated record.